Molecule: messenger RNA, 742 nt
Organism: Pimephales promelas (fathead minnow)
Lineage: Eukaryota; Metazoa; Chordata; Actinopteri; Cypriniformes; Leuciscidae
Gene: tmem167a
Product: transmembrane protein 167A
Source: RefSeq, a predicted model, not a curated record
GAUUUUCGACACUUCGCGCUUCCAGGCUGCCGUACUGCUGACGUCAUUUCCAUCUUACACCGGAAGUGUGAGUUGGCUGGCCGGGGGAUAUCAAGAUGUCUGCCAUAUUUAAUUUCCAGAGUCUGUUGACUGUUAUCUUGCUGCUCAUCUGCACCUGUGCGUAUAUUCGAGCUCUCACUCCCACCCUGCUGGAUAAGAACAAAACGGGAUUUCUCGGAAUAUUCUGGAAAUGUGCAAGAAUAGGUGAGCGCAAAAGCCCUUACGUGGCGUGUUGCUGUAUCAUCAUGGCCUUCUCAAUUUUAUUUUCGGAGUAGCAGCGGAAGCGUUUGAGGAUUUGGAGCAGGCUGAGAUGAUAUCCAAGAACAGCCAUAAGAUUCUACAGCAGGGAACAUGUGUAAUCGGGCGACAAUUCGACUCUCGGGCAGAACUGGGCUUCUGUUAAUGCAUGUGGAGGCAACUUUCAGCCUCCCGGACCUAUUUUUGUAAAUACAAAUUGUUAUUUGCCUCCAUGGUAAUGCUCCAGUUGUCAUUGACUCGUGCACCCAAAGCAGUUCUGAUGUACCGUUUGUUGUUGGAGCCAAAAUGCUUGUCACUGACAGUUUUAUUAUGGGACAUUGAGGAUAAAUCUGAUGCGCACAGAUGUGCUUGAUAUUAUGCUUGUUCAAUUGUUCAAUUUAGUCUGUUAACUCUUUGUUUUACAUGGAGAUGUGGCGAAGUUUGCAUUAAAAAUGAAUUUAUUACA